AUCGGCUUGUCCAUUUUCUCUUUCGAAGUCUUGGCACGCAAACACCAUGCCGACAGCAACGUCCCUCUCAGGCUAUAGCCUAACAAACAACGGCCCGCUGACUACAACAUUCACUGCACCAGCAUCAUGUUCCACUGCCUAUGAGACCAUGCUCGGUGCCGCGACAGACCCAACUUUUCUCCAAUGGGAAGCUCAAUGCGAAUGGCUCCCACCGGCGGACUGCAACCCUUCCGGUUCCGCUAUUCAGUCCAUCGACUCUUCCGGAGAAGGGGGCAACCCAACUGCUGGCAUGAUCAUCGUCUAUCACUCGCCGGGACUUGUCUGCCCUUCCGGCUGGGCUACCGUUGGUGCGGCAGCCAAGCUCAACCCGACAUCGACUAGCAUCUCUGGGGCUUUCAACCAGUUUGCUGCGAUCCCCACCGGUUACCAAAGUGGCUUCUUCGAGCCAGAGCUAGACGUCUUCCUGGAAGCUCUUGACCCUGGCGAGACUGCCGUCGUGUGCUGCCCUAGUUCUUACACGACCAUCGGUGGUGCGUGCUACUCGACGCUCCCGAGCUCGGUCUUUAGUCCGACCUUUGGUUGCGAGAGACUCCUACCCGACAGCGACGUGGGCAUCGUAAACGGCACAUGGACCAUUGCUGGACAGACCAUCACCGGGGGCCUCGAAACGAUCACCGCAACGGCACCGCUAUCAACAGUGACGACCUCGUUUCCGCCCUCGGAAGCGACUUCAUACGUCGGGGUCGCGGUUAAUGACAUGUUCAUCCUGGUCCACCAGGCUUCUGAUAGUGCAAGGGGUUCGACAGCAUCGAGUACUUCUAAGACGAAUUCAGCCGUGCGCGUGAGAGGCAAUGGGAAUAAACUAGGUAUUAUUGCCACUGUAUGCUGCCUGGCGCUCGCUCUUGAGACUCUCCUCGGGUAUAACUAGUACCACGUGUAUUCAAUAACCUUAUAGCUCCGAGCUUUAAAUAAUCAGUCUUAUUAUACAAAUGAACUUAGCUAGUCUGUCU
This is a messenger RNA of Hyaloscypha bicolor E, 1010 nucleotides long. RefSeq lists its product as uncharacterized. The record is from RefSeq and is a predicted model, not a curated record. The transcript is spliced from 2 exons. NCBI's taxonomy places the organism in Eukaryota, Fungi, Ascomycota, Leotiomycetes, Helotiales, Hyaloscyphaceae. The coding region runs from base 47 to 928 and encodes 293 amino acids.